AUGCUCCGUCAGGCUGUUCGAGGGACACGAUGGUACUCCGUGGUGCGCAACCAGUCUAUUUCCCAGCGCGCCUUCAGUGCUGUAGCUGUCCGUCAGCUCAAGUAUGGCGGACCGAACGAUAAAGUCACUUUCUUUGAACAGGACUCUCUCGAAAGCAAGACGCGACGAGAAUUUAACCCAGAAGCCGAGGAUGUUGAGGAGAGAGAGGAGAUUGAACAAGAGCUCUCGAAGAUUCAGCAAGAGCUCAAGGUCUUGGAGAAGGGGCCAUUCGAUCCCAAUAGUCCGUUCAUUCAGAGUUUGCCAGAAGAUGACCGAAAGAUUGCCCUAGAGGCUUUGCGAAAAUAUGAUGAAGAGCGAGAAACGGUGGAACCCCAGCUCACACUGGAUGAUGUGUUCGAUGAGGAGAUGGAUGAUAUGAUGCGAGAGGAAUUCGAGGGACUCGCCAUGGAACAAGAGAACUGGCAGGACGGCGCCAACAGGCGGCGGAAGUUGGCUGCGAGAAGAUCGAAAGAAGCCAAUAUACAGAACCCGGAAUCCCAUCCAUAUGCUAUAAGGUUUAAAAAGUCGCUUCGUCAGUUUGCGGAAAAUACCACAGACGAACGAGCUAGACAAGAGGUGUGGAAGUCCUACCGCCGAUGCAAGCAGGCAAAUCCGACUUUUUUGGGAGCGCUACCCCUGGAGGCCGUAGAUUUAUUGUGGGAAUCGCAAGCAACAUCUCAAUCAGGCCGGGCUACACGAUUAAAUCAUUUACGGUCCCUCACUGAAGACGCCGCAUCUGCCGGCAUAUCACUCGCCACUCCAAAAAUUCUUCUAUAUAUCGAGGCCCUACACGAGGGUGGUGCUACAAGUAGUGCACUGGAACAGUGGGAAUCCUACCAGGCCAAGCUUUCUCGGAAAAAGGAAGAUCUCGAAGAGUAUUGGAUGCUGGGCGUCCGACUCUUUGCAACUGAUAACAACCCACAAAGAGCCCAAGAUAUUGCGCUAGCUUUUCUUGCAAACGAUAAAUCUCGCCAAGCCCGGGUGCUCAUUCCAGUUAUCAAGGCAUGGGCGAGGUUACCUGGGAAAGAAGCGGAAGUGAAGGCAUGGGCACUCUACCUCCAGCUGAAGACGCUUUUAAGUUCAAGUAUGACCAUGGAAGAUUACGAUGAGAUCAGUAUUGGUCUUCUCACAGCCGGUCGCCUGGAAACUGCGGUUGCUAUAUUCAAGGAUAUGAUGGUAACAGGACAUGAUCCAGCCAACGACUCCACUGCUCUCUAUAAAGCAGCACUGGGGUUGGCUGGUAACCUUCAUGCAUCUAGCAUUGAUGAAAAGGCUGUCAAUAAAGUCUCUUUGUCGGUACUCACCAUGCUCCCUCGAAAAUUUCAAAAUCGGUUCUUCUACGCCAGUUGGAUGAAAAAACUCAUUGGUAUGGGUGAUGUCGACUCGGCGGCGCUCGGGGUACAGCCAGACAGCAAGCAUAUGAAUGGAGUAGUAGCUGGUUGGCUUCGCGACGGCAGCGCAAUUGCCCGAGACAAAGCAGAGCGACUCGCAUGGUCUAUGAUUCAACAUCGCAUUGAUACUGUCUGGAAACGAUUCCAGCCCACUGAACCAUCACCCAAACUACAGGUUGAACAUGCGGAGAUCGAUCCUAGCCGCAUACCUUUUUUCCUCAAGCGAGAUGUCCCGCCCGCAACUAUCGAGACCUUCUCUAUUCUCCUUCUACAUUAUACCCGCCGCGGAGACGACGACAUGAUCAAAUAUCUCGUCAAGUGUCUGAAUGACGCACACAUUCAGCCAAACUCAUACCUCAUGAACCACCUUCUUUACGCUGACUUGCGCAAACAAGAUAUUCGGUCUCUCUGGACAAAAUUCGAGAGAAUGAGCAGGACAGUUUCACCCGAUUUGGAAACCUACGCCUGUCUUUGGGACUGUGCAAAAGUGCAAUAUGACCGCGGGCGAACUGCCUUUGACGCCGGAUUUCCAUCUGCGCGCCAACUAUUCGCUAGUAUGAUGCAGUGGUACUCUCAACUAUCUCCGCGUGGUCAAAGAGCCGCUCGAGAUCAGUUCUCCAAGGACUUGUAUGACCAGGUCGUGCGUUGCUUCUGCCUGUCAAAGGACGUUUCUGGGACACUUGUCGUGCUACACUCGAUGCAAGCUACGUUUAGUUUUACGCCCGAUGACAACACAGCCCGCCUGAUCGUCCUCCAAGUUGCGCGCCUGGCAGGCGUACCAGUUGAUACACCCAAGCACCGAUUACGACGUUUGUCUUCAACCCCUCGAAGCAAAGAGAACAUCAGCCAAGUAAACCGGUUGGUAGAUGUACUGAGCGAGCGGAAAUCCAUGACCCUCCAAGCGCAGGGCGUGAAUCCAGACCAGCUUGAUCUUGAUGAGAAGCAGCAGUACCAGCUUGAGAUCAUGGCUAGUUUGUUGCGCAUUGUGCUGAGUCGGAGUGAUGGAUUAGAUACAGUACAAGUUGAGCAGAAGUUAUCUCGGACUGCAGCCGAGAUGAAGGCCGAUGAGAUCUAUCUAGGCUCACCUCUGGGUGUUGAGGAUAGCCAGCUGCUGUAA
Penicillium taxi is the source of this 2547-nucleotide messenger RNA. Its product is annotated as pentatricopeptide repeat protein. NCBI's taxonomy places the organism in Eukaryota, Fungi, Ascomycota, Eurotiomycetes, Eurotiales, Aspergillaceae. Bases 1 to 2547 code for a protein of 848 amino acids. Gene Ontology annotation, molecular function: protein binding. The transcript is spliced from 2 exons. The record is from RefSeq and is a predicted model, not a curated record.